AUGUAUCUUGAUCUUCACUUCCUCAGUAAUACCACUACCAGUACUGAGCUCGUUCGUGAUUUCAACGUCAAGGUGGCUAUCUACCGCGAGAAGCUCAUCAGCAUUGCCGACUUCGGGGACUGCUCGCACUUCCGACACGAAGUCCGACGCUACCGACGGAAAUGCUUAGAGGCUGCAAAGACCGCCAAGACCAAACUCUAUCCACACAUGCGAGGGUGUCGAACGAGACCGGAGUUCGAGAGGUUGUUCAUACAGCUGACUGGAUGUAUGGAGAUGUAUGUUAAUGAGAUGAUUAAAUCACUCAUUCUUCUUCAGAUAUUACCCGUAGAUGCCCUCAGAGUGCCUGGUGUAGUAGAAAGUUCUGAUGUGCCUAACAAGGGGACCUGGCCGACCACGGGGAAGCCCCUUUCCAACGCCGUCCAGGGAUCAGACAGACUAAAAGGGGAGAGGACGAUCUCGGAGCACAUGGAAGACUCCAUGGUCAUCGACGCCCCCAUCACCAUCAAAGACGACCUCGAACAAAUAUGUGUAGAUAUAAGGCAUGUUCAGGCUAUGCUGAGGGAGGUCGAUCAUAACGAGUUACUACCAAGACAACGAACUCCAGAUGGUAGUGCAUUCAUCUCCGAAGUUCUUCCCGUGAGCGGUGUUGGUAAGAUGAGGCGGAGGCUUAUAUGGUGUUGCUGUUCUAAACCUCUAUAAAGUUCCGUCAGCUGAUCCAAUCAUCACUCAGAAGUCAUGGGUGAUGAAGUACGACCCUACAAGGAGCACCCGAUCAUAAUGUGGCACAUAUUAUUCUUCUUUGAUUGGACGGUCUAGGAAAUUCUUUGCGAAAUAGAGUGCAAUCUUCAGGACCCAGUCGCUUAUUACAAUUUUCCAACAAUAACGUCAGCAUCCAUCUCGAUACUUUUGUAGAACGGGGUAAAAUGACAAAAAGUCCAUGAACAUGUUCAAAUACCAAGAGAGUGCAGAUGCCAAUGCAGUCUGCCAACAUUAAGAUAGUCAGAAAUGGAUGCUGCUGAAGAAUGAGGUUUAAACUUACGCAUUUUUAAAUGGUUUUCGAUAUGGGGGUGGGGUUUAAACCACCCUAUGGGAUCCGUGAAAGAAAGGGGGAGGUGGAUCUACGGAAGGGAGGGUUCAAGACGCAGUACGUCGCAGCACAGGAAAGAGAUGAACCUCAAAUGCCCCCUUUUCCUUGUCAAUUUUUGGGGAAAUAAAAACUGGUCAACCCCCUUUCAGCAAAAAGCUAGAUCCGCUAAUGAUUAGGCGUCAGGAUCUGACAGGACCUUCGGUACGACUCUCACACCUUGUAGGGAAAUAUUGGGAAGUAUCCGGGACGUGAUAUUCGGAACAUUAGUAAAACUGAUAAUAUAGAAACCAAAAAGUCAAAGGGGAUGGACAGAUUGCAGGAGCGGUGGCUUUCGACGA
Molecule: messenger RNA, 1425 nt
Organism: Lytechinus variegatus (green sea urchin)
Lineage: Eukaryota; Metazoa; Echinodermata; Echinoidea; Temnopleuroida; Toxopneustidae
Product: regulator of G-protein signaling 7-binding protein-like
Exons: 6
Coding region: 1-699 (232 amino acids)
Biological process (GO): G protein-coupled receptor signaling pathway
Cellular component (GO): nucleus; postsynapse; neuron projection
Source: RefSeq, a predicted model, not a curated record